AUGGACACCGUCAGAGCCAGGAGGAUGAUCUGGGAGAAGGAGCUGAGAGGCGGCGACCUCGAAGAUCAAGAAGGAGAAGAUGGAGGAGGGAACCAUCGGAACACGAAGAGGAGUUCGGCGACGGUGACCAUGACCAUGGAGGGCAGGGUCGACGCCGAAGAAAGAAGCCCUGAACAAGGCGACUUCGAUCUCGGAAACUCGGAACAAAAGAAGGCAAUGAAGAAAAGAAACACGGAACUUGUUCGUGUGUGGGCGGCCGAUUUCCUUUGUGCGGUGGCUACGGCUACUGACAGGGGUACCAGGGAUUUCGGUGUGGGAAGUGAGGGAAUUCGGCUGCGUGUGUGUGAGCAGGGAGAGGGUUGGGGCGGCUUAGGCGGCCUGUCAGGGGUUACGGGGGUUACAACGGGGAAGCGGCACAGGGGAGAGGGCAGUGAGAAUAUGCACGGGGAGUGCGGAACCGACUUCGUUUUGCGUUGGGCGAGACGCUGGGAUACGAUGGGAUGGGAAGAUUGGUUUUCUCGUCCUUAUGGGAGUGAACUUCUCCCAUGGCUCACGGGGACACGAAAGGGUUAUGGAAAUACCCAAGGGGGGGGCUCUCAACCGCAAGGCAUGGUGGGUGCCGAUCCCUCUGCUCUUCAACGGGUCCAGGGAGACUGGCCGCUGGACCGGCCACACCAAGGACCGAUUCUAGAUCGAUUUACGGCCUUCCCCGUAUCGGUUUUGGCCAUCUUGCGGCAUGCGACGGAUCAGCUUUCGAUACGCCUCCGGAUUCCGUCUAAAAAUUCCUCAGGACUUCCCCGAGGCCGGCUAACGGUCGCCACCGAACCACCCACGCCAAUGCAGAACGGUGGGUGGGGGGGCACAUCAGCCAUCCCCGAUCUCACGGGGUGCCGGCGCUAA
Messenger RNA from Pseudogymnoascus destructans, 900 nucleotides. RefSeq lists its product as uncharacterized. The record is from RefSeq and is a predicted model, not a curated record. NCBI's taxonomy places the organism in Eukaryota, Fungi, Ascomycota, Leotiomycetes, Thelebolales, Thelebolaceae. The coding region runs from base 1 to 900 and encodes 299 amino acids. The transcript has 3 exons.